Molecule: messenger RNA, 2481 nt
Organism: Closterium sp. NIES-65
Lineage: Eukaryota; Viridiplantae; Streptophyta; Zygnematophyceae; Desmidiales; Closteriaceae
Source: the annotation of a GenBank genome assembly
AUGGCUAGCCCUCCAGUGCUAGCCUUCGAUGCUGAGGGGCGCCCAGUGAAGUUCGACACCUGGCUUGAUGACCUACACCUCUUCCUACAGCUCACUGCCAAGGAAGACAUCUCGCUGUACGAUCACGCCCUAGGCCACGCUACUGCUCCUGCUGCUACUGCCGACAGCACUGCUCGCUCACAGUGGCAGACUCGUGACGCCCAUGCUCGCUUCGCUAUCCGCAACUCUCUGCCGAUAGAUGAGCGCGAGCACUUUGGGCAGCACAAGACUGCACAGGCACUGUACACUGCUGUCGUUGCCCGCUACUCCUCACCGGCCUCUGCUGCUCUAGGCCGUCUCUCUCUUCCCUACCUGUUCCCCGACUUAGCUUCCUUUCACACUGUCGCUGACCUCAUUACCCACCUCCGCACUAGUGAGGCUCACUUCCGCGCCGCUAUGCCUGAUGAGUUCCUCGCUACGAACCCACCCCCGCUCUGGAUCACUCUCUACCACCUAGUCACGCGCCUCCCUGACUCGCUGCGCUCAGUCAGGGACCACUUCCUCGCUCGCUGCCCCACCGAGCUCACCAUUGCCCUCCUCGAGAAGGAACUCCUUGCAGCCGAGACUAGCAUAGUCGCUGUAGGUGCCUCUCGCGGUGACCCCCGCACCCCGCUCUUUGAGGGGUGUUCUCCCUCCCCCCUUCUUCCCUCUGUCGCCUCUGCUGCUGCUGUCGACCUCCUUGGUGCUGACAAGGUCGGGACUGCGUCUGCUUCGGGCGGACGCCGCAGCGGCAAGGGCAAGGGGGGCAAGGGCGGUGGUAGUGACAGCGGGGGUGGCGGUGGUGGGGGAGGUGGUGGCGGGGGGAGUGGCGCGGGUGGGGGAGGUGGCAGCGGUGGUGGGGGUGGCGGCAGCGGCGGGGGAGGUGGCCGGGGCGGAGGAGGUAGUGGGGGUGGCGGUGGACGAGGAGGCGGCAGGGGUUGGGGUGGUCGAGGAGGUGGUGGCGGGAGUGGUGGGCGUGGCGGCACUGGCGGUGGCCAGGGACAGCAGCACACUCCCUCGCCCCAGGAGGCCACUGAGCUGCCCCGCUGGCUGGAUCUCCUGAAGAAGGGGAUUGAUAUCUAUGCUCUAGAUUUUGAUGCUAUUCUCUUUGCCAUGUAUGUGAUGUCUACUAGUGGAGAGGGUUCUGAGUACCUGAGUGUCCCGCCCGACCCGGGCAUUAGGACUAGUGCGUCUGCUGCUCCAGGUACCCACGUGUCUGCUACCCCAGGUGCUGGUGAGGCUGCUGCUCUAGGUGCGUGCGUGUCUGGCCCCCCUGGUACUGUGUCGACUGCAGCACUGCACACCUUCACACUGGAUUCAGGUGCCUCUCGCUGUUUCUUUCGUGACCGCACUGCCCUUGAGCCCCUUGCUCGGCCAGUUGCUGUCUCCCUUGCUGACCCCUCUGGGGGUCCGGAUGGGGGUGUUCACCAGUUCACCCCUGCCUACGAGCGUGUGACACACUGCACGUGUGCUCGUACGGGCCGCCACUUGGCUACCUUCACCCGGCAGCCGGGGUCGGACCUGUACACACUGACUACUGCCUCCCCUCAGGUCGCUGCGUCUGCGUCUGCGUUUGCGUCCGCGUCAGGUCAGCUGUCUGCCCCCUGCUCGUGUCGCUCUCUAGCGCACAAGACUGUCCUCUGGCACCACCGACUUGGCCACCCGUCUGUGCAGCGCCUUCGUGCCAUGCACUCCCGGUACCUUGUCUCUGGUCUUCCCAGGGUUCUCCCUCCUCUCCCAUCCUCGCCUGCUCCUCCCUGCCUUCCCUAUGUCGAGGGGCGGCAGCGCGCCGCUCCUCACUCCUCCUCGUUUCCCCCGACGACUGCUCCUUUGCAGACGCUCCACAUGGACGUAUGGGGCCCAGCCCGCGUCCGUGGUCAGGGUCAGGAGAGGUACUUCCUGAUCGUUGUUGACGACUACUCGCGCUACACCACGGUCUUCCCCUUGCGCAUCAAGGGUGAGGUCCCUGAUGUUUUGAUCCCUUGGAUCCGCAGAGCUCGUCUCCAGCUCAGCAAGCGUUUCUGCUCGGACUUUCCUGUCCUGCGCUUGCACUCUGACAGAGGUGGUGAGUUCUCCUCCGACCUCUUGGCAGCCUACUGUGCUGAGCACGGCAUUGAGCAGUCGUUCACGCUUCCGGCCUCUCCACAGCAGAAUGGGGUUGCGGAGCGCCGCAUUGGCCUGGUCAUGGAGGUCGCUCGUACCUCCUUGAUCCAUGCGGCUGCCCCCUAUUUUCUGUGGCCGUUUGCGGUCCGGUACGCUGCGCAUCAGCUGAACCUCUGGCCCCGUGUCUCCUUGCCGGAGACCUCGCCCACACUGCUGUGGACGGGGGAGGUUGGCGAUGCGUCGCGUUUCCGGGUCUGGGGAUCUCGAGCCUUUGUUCGCGAUUCGUUUGCGGACAAGCUCUCCUCUCGUGCUGUUCCCUGCGUUUUCCUCGGCUUUGUUCCGGACGCGCCUGGUUGGUAG